Sipha flava (yellow sugarcane aphid) is the source of this 1995-nucleotide messenger RNA. RefSeq lists its product as uncharacterized. The record is from RefSeq and is a predicted model, not a curated record. The transcript is spliced from 6 exons. NCBI's taxonomy places the organism in Eukaryota, Metazoa, Arthropoda, Insecta, Hemiptera, Aphididae. The coding region runs from base 190 to 1941 and encodes 583 amino acids.
UUUCACCGUACACCGAGAUUUCAUCUUCAUUCGUUCACCUAACACUCUUGUUGACGGUCGUCUUUGAUGAUUAACGUGUUAAUAUUUAAUUUAUAAUUGUAUUUAUUGUUUUUGUAAAACAACCGUGUUUUCGGCCGAUCCGUUGUCGGUCGUUACACGUGUCUGCCGUCACUGGAUAAUCAGCUCGUCAUGUCCGUCCAAAGGCUUUGUAACGAUAUUUCGAAAAAAUGUGUGGUCUCAUCUAAAAUGGAGCCGGCGAUGGACUUUGUGGAAAGAUACGAGAACCCCGUGUCGUGGCACAAGAAAUAUGAUUUGCGUGAUGAUUUGUUAAGGAAAGACGUGCUGUUCGACAACAUGGACAUGAAAUCCAUCACUAUGGCCCAAUACGACCCACACAACCUACCGGAAUACAUUAAAUGGAGACUAUUUGGUUAUAACAUAGUUAUAUGCUAUGAAUAUAUUUCAAAAGGAAAUAAUGAUGACGCAUUGAAAAUUAUUAAUGAUAUUGAAAAUAUUUUAUCUUCAAUCGGAAAUAAUGAUCCAUUUUUAAAAUCUAUCAAAGUAGCUUUGAAUCACAUCACAUUUUCAAUGAAAGGUCAUUUAUGGCAUUUGUGUUCAAUGGAUAUAAAGAAAUUAGAGCAUUUUGUUAUGCCAAUUAAUAUGAAUAAUGCAAAUAAAGCUGGAUUGUAUGGUGUUCAAACAUUAUUCUUUUAUGAAUAUGAUUUACCAUAUGCACACAUAGCAAAAAAUAGUGCGCUUAAAGCUAUAGAAUUAAAUAACAGUGAACCCGAAUGGCAUUUUUUAUUGGCUAGAGUAUUAACUUAUUGGCAAAGAACAUGUGGUAAUUAUUUUGAAUGUUCUGAACAAGAAAUUAAUGCAUCUGAAAGAGCAGUUAAACUUGGUGACAAACCUCAACAUAAAUUACAUUUAAUUCACAUAUAUCAUCGAAUGAGUAAAAACAUGAAAAAAAAUAUAAAUGCUAAAAAUGAAAUUUUGGAUGCAGGAUUACAAUUGCUAAAUGAAGUUAUGAAUAGUACAAAUGAUUUACUUUUAUUGAAAAAUUGCCUACUUAGCUUAUCGAAAAUUUCUCUCGAUAAAGACUUUUAUAGUAACAAUAUUUCUGAAAUUUUGGAAACACUAAUUAGUAAAUUAGAAUCGACUAAUAAUGGUUAUGUGCAUGGUGCUAUUGGGAAUUAUUACCUAUUUAAUAAAAAGGAUAUUGAAAAAGCCAAUUUUCAUCUUAAAAAAGCUUACGAUGUUAAAAGCUUUGGUUGUUCUAUUGAUUAUAUUUAUACACUAUACCUAAUGAAUCCUAAUACAGCACCAGUAGAACAAAUGAUGGUAGAUAUGUUAAAAACAUUUACUCAUCCUGUCCACCGCGAAAAAAUUCUUAGUCAAGUUGUAUCCUACCUGAUUGUAACUAAAAAUAAUCUUAUUCAAGCUCUUAAAUACAUUCCAAUUUUAUUGAGUUUUAAAAAUGUUACUUGUGUAUAUAGUCUACAGACUCACAGAUUAAAAUUUUAUCCUAAACAUAAGUCAAUGAAUUUAAUAGAUCUAUUAUCAGAAAGACUUGAUGCAGCUCUUAAGGAUUCAAAAUUGCCAGCAGAUCAUAAGAAAAGGGUUGUAGAAGUUUUACAAAUAUUUGAGCCAUAUAAAAUGUUUGUAUCCAAUUUAAUGCAAGAUAAGAGUCAUCUUUUUGGAAACAAUUUUAAAAAAGAUUCUUCUAGUAAAAGCAAUAGACAAUUCAAUCAGAACUCUAGAGAAAAAGAAAGCUGGAAGCAAAAAUCACAUACACAGAAUAACACUUAUGUGAAAAUUAAUGAAAAACAAAACUGGAGAACUUUGAAACCCGAUUCUAAUCCAAAUCCUCAUGUUUUUUCUAAUCAACAAAAAGAUAUAAAAAACAAUGGAGUGAAAAUUAAGUCUCGUUUUGAUUUCUAAUUAAUUCAUUUAUUUUUUAAUUUUUAAAAACAAUUUUUUUUUUUUUUAUUUACA